Messenger RNA from Sycon ciliatum, 3800 nucleotides. RefSeq lists its product as uncharacterized. The transcript has a single exon. Bases 398 to 3286 code for a protein of 962 amino acids. Lineage: Eukaryota; Metazoa; Porifera; Calcarea; Leucosolenida; Sycettidae. The record is from RefSeq and is a predicted model, not a curated record. Gene Ontology annotation, molecular function: protein binding.
CAUUACAUAAAAAUUAAUAAUAGGUCUUUGGUUUUCUAACCUUCACGGCUUCAGCCUUUUUAGUUCAGGCUUUUCUUAGCUCGUAGAUCUACAACAGUUACUGUCACGUUGUGUUGCGCUUCGUUACAGUGUAUCGCUGUGAGGAAGUCCGUGGAUCCCCGGAUCAUGGCCUGUGAUGCGCAGUUGCUGUGACCACUCGCUAGGCCCGGCUGGUGUAGAUAUAGAACUAAUUACUUAGAAGAAGGUCCACGAUUGACAGAGCGUCAUUGCCUGUGCUGAUGUUGUUUAUGUCCUUUCUUGGACAAGUAAGCAAGCCUGUCCCGGACUGAGUGCCGUGGGUGCUGAUCCAGUAGGCAUUUGCCAUAGCUAUUACAGUGGCUCUCCUCUGCCAUUGACCAUGUCGUUCCUAAAAUAUCGUAAGCCAAGCUACCGGAGCGGUACCUACUGGUCGGCGAGGAGUCGUGAUCGAGAUGCCAUGCACCAGGUUCGAGUGAAUGACAGAGAAGAGUUCCUGCAUCAUGUGCCACGCUUGCUCAUGGCAAUCUUUGACCAGUUAGAACAGGAUCCGUCGGAGCUGACGUACCAGUCUCCAUGGUCUCUUCUCAACUUCGUAUUCCGUUCGUCCGGUGUCGAUCCGGACACAAUGAUGCCUCGAGAGCAACCUAAAACCGGUCUUCCCGUUUGCAGUGGUACCCUGAUUUGGCAUGCAGCAAACAGCCUGAGGACCGACCUGCUGGAAUACUGCUUGAAAGUGGGUGCUAACCCUAGCGUGCCGUCUGAGUAUGAUGGCAGCACAGCUAUACACCAAGCCGUUAUUACCGGGGCCGAACUGAUGCUCCCCAAGCAGACUUCUGAGAAGGUUCUGUCAAAGACGGCGUCCAUGAGAGAAAAGGCAUGGGAAGACUAUCUGGAGUUUCUAGACCGGCUGCUGUCGGCAGGUGUGGAUAUAAAUGAAACUGAUCAACGGGGCUGGACGCCACUCAUGUACCUCUGCUCCGGUGUUAGACCGAUGACUGACAACAGCCACAAGUGCACAUACCUACAUGACAGUAUCAGCCGGCAUUUCACCAAGGAGUUACGGCGGCUGGAAGUCCUUCAUAAUCUGUUACGCCGGGGUGCGCAGGUUGAUAGGCUCAGUGCUACAGGAGAGAGUGCUGUUUCGCUGGCCGCUAAGUCCGGCCAAUCUGCUGUGUUUAAGAUCCUGUGUGCAGAGCAACCUGAUGCUGUGCGUAAAUUGGCACAUCUGCGAGACAUGGAUGGUCUGUUUCCCGUACAUCACGCGGCCCGUUCCCGGAGUGUUUCAUUGCUGCACAAGCUUCUUGAGUUUGUACCGAAUGGGCACGUCUUGGACAGUCAGGGUCUGCCUGCAGCCAGUCAUAUCAUUCGAAACCUGGACGACACGUGUCGGUUUGCUCGAUCCGAAGAACUGCGGCUGCUUGGGGCUUUUCCCCACCGCGGCUUCAGCUUCCGCGAUCAGACGGUUAUUUUCCAUGAUGCUGUGCGCUCACAGGACACCGCCGUCCUAGCAGCAGUGCUAGAAGGUGGCUACGAGAUAGAUGUCAGCUCACCCACCAGCCACCGUAUCCUUCUCGAGUGCUGCGCGUCUAAUAAUCACGUGGACAUCUUCGAGGAUCUGCUGAUGUCAGCCCAGUGGCCCAGUGACCUGUUGUGUGAUGCAUGGCUGAUGUAUGUUGCCAUGACUGACCCGACCUACAGCUUUCUCGCUCUCCGCAGGAGGUCUCGCGAUACUGUAGAAAGUCGCUGGGAGAACGCUGUGCGACAUGGAGUGAAGACACACGCGUUUCCGCAACGUGCAACACCUCACAGCAAUGCGAAAGAAGUGAAGAAAAGGCUGACGAUGUUCGGACGACCAUGUGUGGAAAGGAAAACCUGGGACGAACUGCUCACGCUGUUCGGCCCUAAACAAAAGCACGAAACAAGUGAGACAGGCGGCUUCAAGUACGGAUGUGAGAGAAUAUACCAACUCUUUUGCAACCGGCUGGCUUGCGUCUACCGCAAUCUUGGCUUUAACAGCAGCCUUUUCGUCUCCACUUGCCGUCGAAUGUCAAUGUGGGCUCUUGAUAAGCGAAGCCGUUGUGAGAUACGUCGGUUUGCCUUUCGGUUGCGCGAUCCUGCCCAGGUCGAUAAAGUACCAACAGAGUUCACACAGAAUGAACUGGUGGAAUUGGACUGUGUGUACGCAUCCCAGGUGGAGGCUGACAUUGGUCUGAGCAUCAACUUCACGUCGUUCGACACCAAGUACCUUGGCAAAGCUGUGGAUGAGUUUUUCGCUGAAGCUCUAGGCUAUGUCGAGUACGUUGGUUACCAUGAGUGUGUCACGGAAAUGAGAGAAGUGGACUUCUGCUUGUUGGCACGCUGGUCAGUUCACGUCAUGCAAUGUCUGCCGAUUGACCAUCCACUGCAGACAACGAUUCUGGAAAGGGUGUCGGCGCUCUUGAUUGAAAUGUCUGUUUACUCUCAAGUUGACGACGAGCAUAUCCAGUAUGCAAACUCACCACUGUGUCUUACGUUCAGCCCUGCCCUCGCGUCCAGACGGAGGCUACCCCACUUGCCGCGAUUCCGAAAAUACGCUCGCCGAGUUCAUGUGUAUCUGAUUGAGUUUUGCGCCGAGCUUGCUGAUGCGUACAGGAAAGGUCACCGCAGAGGCCUUUCUACCGUUCUGCACUACUUCGCAACAGAACGCCGGUCAGAAUCAGGUAAUGAAGAAUGGGAGGAGUUUGUCAACUUGCAGAUGCGCCUUCCAGCGUUUGAGGCUUUCGCGAUAGGUGGUUUUGACAUGCACCUGCGAAAUGCUGCGGGAGUGACUGUCAUAGGUCACUUUCUGGAUGGUCAUACAACCCAACUGAACGCUAAUAUUCCACGCAUCCAUGACAUGUGGAAGCUCUGGCCACUCAUCUUUGACCUGUGGCAAUCGUAUGGUCUGGGAGUUCAUUGGGAUACGCCAUUCUCGUUCAAGGAGACUCUGCUGCAGCAUGCCAAGCACCAUGUCCAGAAGGGCACCAGGUUUGUGUCUCAGCCUGGCUCUCGACCGCUACCGACUGUUUUACCUCUGCAAUGUUUGGCAGCCCGUGCUAUCACAAAGUUACCCGGCUGUCCUUGCACCUCUCUGCCACCUCCUAUGCAGAAGUUUGUUGAGCUCCACCAAGUGCCGAAUCGUACGAGUACGAUUCCUUUGGCGACGCCAGCCAUUGAGUCUAAUCAUGACCGUGAUCUGGAUAGAGAGGCUUCUCCCAGGUUCCGGAGAUCUGAAGUGUGGGUAAGAUGAGCACACGUCGCACUGCUUUUGAUCACAGCAUGCUUGAUUGCUCAUGUUGACUUGAAGUACUGGUACUAGCCUGAGCUACCAUAAAAAUUCUGGUCAUGGUUGUAUGGUUUGCAACUUGAGCGCACCUAGCUAUUUGUCAGUGACAUACUAUUCUUAGCUUUGUAUUUCGAAAUUAUAGGUACCUGGCUGUGGCUUAGAAUCACUUCCACAGAUUUGACACUGCUGAUAAUUAUUGCAGGAAGACGACAUUCAUGUCAGCCUGGUCCAUUGUAUAGCAGUAGCUGUUUAUCGCUGCCCAUCAGCAUAGUACUUUGAAUUGUUUGACCACUACAUGCACGAUAACUUUGAGACUGUUCAUGGUAAUGUAUGCACACUGAUAUUUACGCUGCAGAGAUUACGCGCACUGCACUUACUUUUCAGUUUUAGCCCAGAAUAGCGGCGUGUACGGAAGUUUCAACCAGGGAGUAAUGCAAUACCGGUACUGUACUACUCCCUGGUUGCAACGUACGGUUGA